Molecule: messenger RNA, 606 nt
Organism: Staurois parvus
Lineage: Eukaryota; Metazoa; Chordata; Amphibia; Anura; Ranidae
Source: the annotation of a GenBank genome assembly
ACCCCGCAUUCACUAUAUCCGCUCUCCCCGGACCCUGCAUUCACUAUAUCCGCUCUCCCCGGACCCCGCAUUCACUAUAUCCGCUCUCCCCGGACCCCGCAUUCACUAUAUCCGCUCUCCCCGGACCCUGCAUUCACUAUAUCUCCGCUCUCCCCGGACCCCGCAUUCACUAUAUCCGCUCUCCCCGGACCCUGCAUUCACUAUAUCCACUCUCCCCGGACCCCGCAUUCACUAUAUCCCGCUCUCCCCGGACCCUGCAUUCACUAUAUCCGCUCUCCCCGGACCCUGCAUUCACUAUAUCCGCUCUCCCCGGACCCUGCAUUCACUAUAUCCGCUCUCCACGGACCCUGCAUUCACUAUAUCCGCUCUCCCCGGACCCCGCAUUCACUAUAUCCGCUCUCCCCGGACCCCGCAUUAACUAUAUCUGCUCUCCCCGGACCCCGCAUUCACUAUAUCCGCUCUCCUCGGACCCUGCAUUCACUAUAUCCGCUCUCCCCGGACCCUGCAGUCACUAUAUCCGCUCUCCACGGACCCCGCAUUCACUAUAUCCGCUCUCCUCGGACCCCGCAUUCACUAUAUAAGCUCUCCUCGGACCCUGCAUUCACU